GGCCUUACAAUCCUAAUGCAAAUACUUUCUCUCUAUAAAUUCUCGGGCAGCGAAGAAAUUAGCAGAGACUAGCGGAAACCGAGACAAAGAGAGAAGAAUAAGAAGAAACGACAAGAGCUUCCGGCGUUGACUGGCGGCGAAGUCGGAGAUUCUGCCUCCUUCCAAAAUUUACUCUCCUUGUGAAAUCCCUGUGAUAUUGGAAUUUGAAGUAUAUUAGAGAGAGGGCUUGAACCGGUGAGAGAGAGAGAGAGAGAGAGAGAGAGAGAGAGAGAGAGAGAUGAAGUUUUUGGUGGAAGUGGAGAAUGGGAGCGAGGGAAAGGGCGACGCGCCUUCCGUUGGACCUGCCUACCGGAGCGUCUAUGCGAAGGAUGGGUUUCCGCCACCGGUCCCCGGCAUGGAGAACUGCUGGGAUAUUUUCCGCAUGUCUGUGGAGAGAAAUCCCGAUAACCGAAUGCUUGGGCGUCGGAAGAUUGUGAAUGGAAAGGCUGGUGAAUUUAUUUGGUUAACCUAUAAACAAGUAUAUGACCUUGUGCUCAAAGUUGGUGGAUCUCUUCGAAGCUGUGGGGUUACCAAGGGAGGUCGUUGUGGCAUAUAUGGUGCCAAUUGUCCUGAAUGGAUCAUCAGCAUGGAGGCUUGCAAUGCUCAUGGGAUAUACUGUGUUCCUUUAUAUGAUACCCUUGGUGCUGGUGCCGUUGAAUUUAUUAUAUGUCAUGCGGAGGUUGAGAUUGUAUUUGUUGAAGAGAAAAAGAUUGGGGAGGUGCUUAAAACGUUUCCUAGUUCGACCAAAUAUUUGAAAAAAAUUGUAAGUUUUGGGAAUGUCACUCCUGAUCAAAGAGAAGCAGUCGAAAGUUUUGAUUUGGCAAUACAUUCUUGGGAUGAAUUUUUGACUCUGGGGGAUAAUCAGCUCUUUGAUCUUCCGAUAAACCAAAAAACAGAUAUUAGCACCAUAAUGUAUACUAGUGGAACAACUGGAGAUCCUAAAGGUGUUUUGAUUUCGAAUGAAAGCAUCAUAACACUUGUUGCUGGUGUAGUUCUGCUGCUCCAAUCUGCGAAUGAAGAGCUCCGUGAUGACGAUGUUUACUUGUCCUAUCUACCUUUGGCACAUAUUUUUGAUCGGGUAGUUGAAGAGAUGUUCAUAUUUACUGGGGCUUCCAUUGGCUUUUGGCAAGGGGAUGUUAAACUUUUAGUGGAAGACAUAGCGAUGCUAAAACCUACUAUAUUUUGUGCUGUUCCACGUGUACUUGAUCGAAUUUAUAACGGUUUGCAAGAGAAGAUACGCGCUGGAGGAUUUUUGAAGAAUAAGUUGUUUAAUUUUGCAUACAAUUACAAGCUUUCUAACAUGCAGAGAGGAUAUAAGCACGAGGAGGCAGCUGGAUUGUUUGACAGAAUUGUUUUUUCUAAGGUGAAACAAGGAUUGGGUGGAAAAGUUCGCAUUGUCCUGUCUGGGGCAGCUCCUUUAGCUACUCAUGUGGAGUCUUUUUUAAGAGUUGUGACAUGUGCUCAUGUCUUACAGGGCUAUGGUCUAACAGAAACUUGUGCUGGAACAUUUGUGUCAUUACCAAAUGAAUUUUCAAUGCUUGGAACUGUGGGUCCGCCUGUACCAAAUGUGGAUGUACGUCUUGAAUCAGUACCUGAAAUGGAUUACAAUGCCCUUUCAGACGUACCAAGAGGAGAAAUUUGUGUCAGGGGGAAAACUCUGUUCUCAGGAUACCACAAGCGGGAUGAUCUCACAAAUGAAGUUCUUAUUGAUGGGUGGUUUCACACAGGGGAUGUUGGUGAGUGGCAAAAAGAUGGAAGCUUGAAAAUUAUUGAUAGGAAGAAAAAUAUAUUUAAGCUUUCACAAGGGGAGUAUGUAGCAGUUGAGAACUUGGAGAACAUCUAUGGCCUUGUUCCUGCGAUUGACUCGAUUUGGAUAUAUGGUAAUAGCUUCGAGGCUUCACUGGUUGCAAUACUAAAUCCCAACAUAGCAGCUCUGGAACGUUGGGCUCAAGAAAAAGGGAUCAGCGGAGAUUUCAGUUCACUCUGUAAGAAUCCCAAAGCAAAUGAGUUCAUUCUGGGGGAGCUAAGCAAGACCGCCAAAGCAAAGAAGUUGAAAGGUUUCGAGUUUGUAAAAGCAAUUCACCUUGAGCCACUUCCCUUUGACAUGGACCGCGAUUUAUUAACCCCAACUUACAAGAAAAAGAGACCUCAACUUCUGAAAUACUAUCAGAGUGUGAUUGAUGAACUGUACAAAAGCAUCAAGUAAAAGAAUAUAAUUUUGGACUGUUGCUGUGCACCAGGAGUGCCCUCCCGCUGCUGUUACACAUUUUGUUUGGAAACCACCUAUAUGCUAUUGCAUUAUUUAUUGGAUAUGUAUAUUCUUCCUUUAAUUUGUAUUAUUGUUAUAAAUCUGUCUGUUUGUCACUUUGUCUUUUUCUUUGAAAUCUGCUGGGCUUUGUUUCUAUUUUGUUCUUCAUCAACCAAUAAAAUCUGAACUUAGGGAA
Molecule: messenger RNA, 2483 nt
Organism: Dendrobium catenatum
Lineage: Eukaryota; Viridiplantae; Streptophyta; Magnoliopsida; Asparagales; Orchidaceae
Product: long chain acyl-CoA synthetase 4
Exons: 19
Coding region: 278-2245 (655 amino acids)
Biological process (GO): fatty acid metabolic process
Cellular component (GO): endoplasmic reticulum; membrane
Molecular function (GO): long-chain fatty acid-CoA ligase activity
Source: RefSeq, a predicted model, not a curated record